Messenger RNA from Effrenium voratum, 1000 nucleotides. NCBI's taxonomy places the organism in Eukaryota, Dinophyceae, Suessiales, Symbiodiniaceae. The record is from the annotation of a GenBank genome assembly.
AGUCUUGGCUCACAGUUUUGUUUUCAGUCUGCAGGCCGCGGCAUCGGCAACAAGCAUGGCUGUGCAGAGUAGGGCACUGGCAGCGGUACUCCUAGGUGCGGUGGCCCUGUGGGGUCGCCAAGCCUUUGUGGCCAUGGAGAAAGCCACGGUGGCUGUCGCGCCGAGCCUCCGCUCAUCUGCCUCCUCCUCUGCGCCUGAGCAGACAAACACCGGCUUUGCCUCAGCUGCAGCAGUUGCCGGCGUGUGCAUGGUUGCAGCUGCUGGGCUGCGGGCCCAGAGGCGCAUCUCCGGUGUCCCGCGGCAGUUCUUUGGUGGAGGACGAGAUCCCUCCCCCGAAGAUGUGACGACCAAGGUCUAUUUCGACAUUGUAAUUGGUGGUGAGCCUGCUGGCCGCAUUGUUUUCGGGCUGUACGGCAACGUUGUGCCGAAGACAACCGAGAACUUCCGUCAGCUUUGCCUGAAAGGUCCUGGCGAGGGAUAUGGAGGCUGCCCAUUCCACCGAGUUAUCCCUGGUUUCAUGUGCCAGGGCGGCGACUUCACGAACAUGAAUGGAACUGGUGGCCGAAGCAUCUAUGGCAACAAGUUCGAAGAUGAGAACUUCGAGCUGAACCACACAAAGCCAGGACUUCUCAGCAUGGCCAACGCUGGCCCCAACACCAACGGCUCUCAGUUCUUCAUUACCACGGCCCCCACCGACUGGCUCAAUGGCAAGCAUGUGGUGUUUGGAGAGGUGAUGGAAGGAUUGGAUGUGGUGAGAAAGAUGGAGUCCGUGGGUAGCCAGUCUGGGCGGACACGUGCACCAGUGGCCAUCGCUGAGUCGGGUGAACUCUGAAUUUUCAAGCCGGACUGACGGCUUUGGCAUGGAACCGCAUGAGUUGCUUUUGAAAUGCACUCAGCAAUCCGUAAACUCCUAGCUCGCUUGUGGACGCGCACGUUUGCGAGUGCAGAGGAUUAUCAGCUUCGUUAGAUUGCAAAAUAUGUUGGAAUGGAAACACAAAUC